Molecule: messenger RNA, 3825 nt
Organism: Thlaspi arvense
Lineage: Eukaryota; Viridiplantae; Streptophyta; Magnoliopsida; Brassicales; Brassicaceae
Source: the annotation of a GenBank genome assembly
UGUGUUUGUAUUUUAGAGAUAUUAAAAAACUCGGAAAAAAAUACAAAAAAUUACUAGAGAGCCUUGAGCCUUUGCUAGCUUUUAAAAAUUUUGAGUUUAAUAAAUUAGUUUUUUAUGUAAAAAGAAAAGAAAAUAUUAAAAUAAUACUACUAGUAAGGGUAAGAGUUAGAAGCACUUUUUGGGAUCCAAAUCUUCCUUUGCUACUUCUCUCUCUCUCUCUCUGCUCUGUGUUUUAUUUAUAUUUCCCAUAAACAAAGAAAAACCAAAAUCCAUGGGGUUCUUCGCUUUACAAUCCCAACGCACUUCUCUCCUUCUUACUCAUCUUCGUCUUCUCCGAUGCCACCAUAUCUCUCUAGACUCUCCUUCUUCCCAUUCCUGCUCUGUUUCUUCUUUAUCCACUGCUUCUCUCUCGACGAACAGGGUCAAGCUCUCUUCUCAUGGAAGUCCCAGUUGAACAUCUCCGGCGACGCUCUCGCCUCCUGGAACGUCGCCGACUCAUCUCCCUGCAAUUGGGUCGGCGUAAAAUGUAACCAGAAAGGACAAGUUUCCGAGAUACAACUCAAAGGCUUCGACUUGCAAGGCUCGCCGCCGGUGACGAUUCUCCGGAACCUCAAGUCUCUUACUUCCCUCACUUUAUCUUCACUCAAUCUCACCGGAUUAAUCCCCAAGGAGAUUGGAGACUUUACUGAGCUCAGAGUACUCGAUUUAUCGGAUAAUUCUCUCUCCGGCGAAAUCCCGGUGGAAAUCUUCAGGCUCAAGAAACUCGAGACUCUGUCUCUGAACACGAACAAUCUCGAAGGUGUGAUUCCGACGGAGAUAGGGAACCUUUCGGGCCUCGUCGUGCUCAUGCUUUUCGACAACAAGCUAUCCGGAGAGAUCCCGAGGAGUAUCGGAGAGCUUAAGAAUCUAGAAAUCAUCCGUGCCGGUGGGAACAAGAAUCUAAGAGGUGAGAUUCCUUGGGAGAUAGGCAAUUGCGAGAAUCUGAUUAUGCUGGGUCUUGCCGAGACUAGUCUCUCCGGGAGAAUCCCAGCGUCGAUUGGUAAACUGAAACGCGUUCAGACAAUAGCAAUUUAUACGUCACUGUUGUCUGGUCCGAUUCCGGAUGAGAUUGGAUACUGUACGGAGCUCCAGAACCUGUACUUGUACCAGAAUUCCAUCUCCGGAUCGAUCCCUGCGACCAUUGGAGGACUAAAGAAGCUGCAGAGCUUACUCUUAUGGGAGAAUAAUCUCGUCGGCAAAAUCCCGACCGAGCUAGGGAACUGCCCGGAGCUCUGGCUUAUCGAUUUGUCUGAAAAUCUCCUCACCGGAAACAUACCGAGGAGCUUCGGGAACCUCAUGAAUCUGCAGGAGCUUCAGCUGAGCGUAAACCAGAUAUCGGGAACGAUCCCUGGAGAGCUAGCGAAUUGCACGAAGCUUACGCAUUUAGAGAUCGACAAUAACCUCAUCACCGGCGAGAUUCCGCCAUUAAUGGGUAACCUUAGAAGCUUAGCGAUGUUCUUCGCGUGGCAGAACAAGUUAACCGGAAACAUCCCCGAGAGUCUCUCGGAGUGUGAAGAGCUUCAAGCCAUCGAUCUCUCUUACAACAGUCUCUCUGGUUCCAUCCCAAAAGAGAUCUUUGAGUUACGAAACCUCACCAAACUUCUUCUUCUCUCCAACGAUUUGUCCGGAUUCAUACCGCCGGAUAUUGGUAACUGUACGAAUCUCUACCGGCUGAGGCUCAACGGAAACAGACUUGCCGGGAGUAUUCCGACGGAAAUUGGGAACCUGAAAAAUCUGAACUUUGUAGAUUUAAGCGAAAACCGUCUCGUCGGAACAAUCUCUCCGGCGAUCGCUGGUUGUGAAAGCCUCGAGUUCUUGGAUCUUCACUCAAACAGUCUCUCCGGUUCAUUGGUAGGUGCACUCCCCAAGAGUUUGAAGUUCAUCGAUUUCUCUGAUAAUUCUCUGUCCGGUCCUCUACCUCCGGCAAUCGGAUUGUUAACCGAGCUCACGAAGCUCAAUCUCGCGAAGAAUCAAUUCUCCGGUGAAAUCCCUAGACAAAUCUCCACCUGCCAAGGCCUACAGCUCCUCGAUCUUGGCGACAAUGCCUUCACCGGAGAAAUCCCAGGGGAAUUGGGUCGAAUCCCGUCUCUAGCAAUAUCUCUUAAUCUCAGCUGCAAUGGGUUCGUCGGAGAAAUCCCGUCGAGAUUCUCCGAUUUGAAAAACCUAGGAGUGCUCGACAUCUCUCACAACCGACUCACGGGAAACUUAAUCGUCUUAUCGGAUAUGCAGAACCUCGUCUCCCUCAACGUCUCCUUCAACGAUUUCUCCGGCGAAUUGCCCAACACGCCCUUCUUCCGGAGACUCCCACUCUCCGAUCUCGCCUCAAACAAAGGGCUUUACAUCUCCAACGGGAUCUCGACCCGACCCGACGGUAUAGGAUCCUCAAACCGGAACAAUUCCGCUGUUAAAUUAGGCAUUUCUAUCCUCAUCGCCGUCACCGCCGUCCUUGUGCUCCUGGCGGUUUACACUCUGGUCAGGGCACGAGUCGCCGAAAAACGACUCAUCGAGGAAGAAAUAGAUUCCUGGGAGGUGACGCUUUACCAAAAACUCGAUUUCUCGAUCGACGACGUCGUGAAGAAUCUGACGUCGGCAAACGUGAUCGGAACCGGAAGCUCCGGCAUAGUUUACCGUAUAACGAUUCCGUCGGGCGAGACCCUGGCGGUGAAGAAGAUGUGGGCGAGGGAACAAAGCGGUGCGUUUAACUCAGAGAUCAACACUCUGGGAUCGAUUCGCCACAGGAACAUCGUUCGUCUUCUCGGUUGGUGCUCGAACCGGAAUCUGAAACUCCUUUUCUACGAUUAUCUCCCCAACGGAAGCCUGAGCUCUCGGCUUCACGGCGCUGGUAAAGGAGGAAGAGUUGAUUGGGAGGCCCGAUACGACGUCGUCCUAGGUGUGGCCCACGCGCUGGCUUAUCUCCACCACGAUUGUCUCCCCGCUAUUAUACACGGUGACGUUAAAGCUAUGAAUGUGUUAUUGGGUCCUCAAUUCGAACCAUACUUAGCCGAUUUCGGUUUAGCAAGAACCGUCUCCGGUAAUCCAAAUACCGGAAUUGAGUUAACUAAACCAAGCAAUCGGCCUCCUUUAGCUGGUUCAUACGGUUACAUGGCUCCGGAACAUGCUUCGAUGCAACAUAUAACCGAGAAUAGCGACGUAUAUAGUUACGGAGUGUUAUUAUUAGAGGUUUUAACCGGAAAGCAUCCGUUAGAUCCGAAUCUACCCGGAGGUGCACAUUUGGUUAAGUGGGUGAGAGAUCAUUUGGCCGAGAAAAAGGAUCCGAGCAAGCUUCUCGACCCGAGACUAGAUGGACGGACUGACCCGGUUAUGCAUGAGAUGCUUCAAACUCUUGCGGUAGCGUUCCUAUGCGUGAGCAACAAGGCAAGUGAAAGGCCUCUGAUGAAAGAUGUUGUGGCAAUGCUCACAGAGAUAAGGCAUAUUGAUGUUGGACGAUCGGAGACUGAUAAGAUAAAAAGUGGUAGCUGCGGAAGCAAAGAGCCACAAUUGAUAUCGCACGAGAAAAUUAUUAUUUCUCACGGUUCGUCUAAUUGUUCAUUUACGUUCUCGGAUGAUUCCGUUUAGAAACAAAAAGAAAUGUAGUGGUGAUCAAAGCGUGAAUUGUAUGUCAUUUUUACAAAGUUGUGUGAAUAUAUUUUUGUUUGUGCUAUGAGUUUGUUCAAAGUUCUUGUAUAAUCAAAUUGAGGAUAACAAACUAAAUAAAAGCUACUCUAAUCAAAAUAAAACAAGUUAAGACCUUAUGUAAUCUAUUUUCCCUCAGCUUUUUUUUUUUUU